Messenger RNA from Rhodofomes roseus, 543 nucleotides. RefSeq lists its product as uncharacterized. The record is from RefSeq and is a predicted model, not a curated record. Bases 1 to 543 code for a protein of 180 amino acids. Lineage: Eukaryota; Fungi; Basidiomycota; Agaricomycetes; Polyporales; Fomitopsidaceae. The transcript is spliced from 6 exons.
AUGAGCUCAGCCUACAUCCACACUUCUCUCGUUGGCGGCUCUGCGGGCUCCGCCUUCAUCGACAUGGUCGCGUUGGUCGAUGGUGCUCAUGAUGGCCAGCUCAUCCUCGAUACCAAGAACCCCAUUCGCCGCAUCGGCAUACAGCAUGACAAGGUGGUCGAGGGCUUGCAGACCUGGUACCAGAUCAAGCCUGAAUUUCAGACCGGCGGCAAUCCACUCCUCGCCGUCGCGCACGGUACCUAUACCACCACCUCCCCGACCAUCGUUGAGUUGAACGCCAACGAGAUUGUGCUCGCCGUCUUCGGCCGUGCCGGCUACCAGACGUUCUACGAGCGCAAGCUGGUCAAUAGCCUCGGCUUCGUCAUAUACGACCAGUCCACCCUCGCUGUUCGUGUCGAAGGGCCUUUCGGUAACAGCGAUGGGUCGAACGAUGGAGAGUCUUUCAACAUCUCCGACCCGAUGGCCUUCGGAGGCUACGCUCAGACGAGUGGGCCUUUGGCCCUUUCGGGCUUGUCCUGCUACAAGGGCCUCGCUGUCGAGUGA